Messenger RNA from Tribolium castaneum (red flour beetle), 1816 nucleotides. Its product is annotated as neo-calmodulin. The record is from RefSeq and is a predicted model, not a curated record. The coding region runs from base 178 to 1008 and encodes 276 amino acids. Gene Ontology annotation, cellular component: myosin II complex. Gene Ontology annotation, molecular function: calcium ion binding. Lineage: Eukaryota; Metazoa; Arthropoda; Insecta; Coleoptera; Tenebrionidae. The transcript has 7 exons.
GCGCGAGCCUUUAUCCUGACCGUUAUAUAGUCAGUCCUUUAGCGACUCGCGGCGAGAGUCUGCGUCCGUCUUUGCCACGUGCGCGCAAAGUGUAAUAACAGUUCGAAAAAUGGCCUAAACAUCGCACGCGAUGUAAUUACGCAAUAAUUGGGUAAGAAGUGCCAGAAACGAGCCGAAAUGGCGUUUGCGGCCGCUAGGAUGAUUCUCAAAGACAAGAGGAGGAAAACAUCAAAAGAGGAUUUCGCUCCGCGGAAUAAGAGCAAGGCGCGCAGCGGAAGCGCCAGUAGCUAUAGAAGUCUAAGUCAGGCCCGCAAUAAGCCGGCUGACGGUCACGUGGCCCAAAAGCUGCAAGCCGGGCAACGCACGCCGACACACGGGGCCAAAAACGGCCCCCCGAAGACACCAAGCAAGCCGUCGCAGAAGAAUGCGGCCCAGAAAGGGCAGCCGAUCAAGCAGGCGCCGGCCAAGGCGGCGGCUGCGGCUGUUAACAAAACGGCGAAGAAGACCAAGAAGGGGAAACAUCACCAGCACGACCUCAUCGUGACUAUUAACCUGACGGAAUAUGGCUUAUCGGAGGACCAAGUGGCCGAGUUCAAGGAAGCCUUCAUGCUUUUUGACAAAGACGAAGACGGCACGAUAACAAUGGCGGAGCUAGGGGUGGUAAUGCGGUCGCUGGGUCAACGACCUACAGAGACGGAACUGCGCGACAUGGUGAACGAGGUGGACCAGGACGGCAACGGCACCAUCGAGUUCAACGAAUUCCUGCAGAUGAUGUCCAAGAAGUUGAAGGACGCCGACGGGGAAGAGGAGCUGAAGGAGGCGUUUCGCGUCUUUGAUAAGAACAACGACGGGCUGAUAUCGUCCAAUGAGCUGCGUCACGUGAUGACCAGCCUGGGGGAGCGCCUCUCUGAAGAGGAGGUCGACGAUAUGAUCAAAGAGGCGGACUUGGACGGCGACGGCCAAGUCAACUACGAAGAAUUCGUCAACAUUUUGACGGCCAAGAACUAGAAAGAGACUGGAAGCCAAUGGUCCAAUUAGCGUACUGCUUAUAUCAAAGAAUGCCCAGCAACAAAAAACUUAAAAUUAUAUAAAGUUAAACAACUACAGUCUAAUCGUAUUCAUUAUUACAAGCACUGCUUCUAUUCUGUACAAUUCUUCUAGAUACUUACAUUUGAAAGAAGAAACAAACGCUAACUUACAGGGUUGAGAUAUUUAUUAAAAAUAAUGGUCGAGAAAUUAUUUUUAUUAAAUACAGCCUUAAUUAGUUGUUAAUUUUCGUAAUUAAUUAAUUGUUAGGCCUUUUCGAGUCUUUCUAAAGUAAGUUUAAGAAUUUUUCCUCUCUCCGCGUUUCUAUGAUGAUGACAAACAAAUUACAAAUUACGUGAAACGAAAGCUUGAUAUGAGGUUGUUACUAAUUAAUCGCAAUUAGAGUACACGUUUAAUUAGAUAGCAAUUAAUUUUAAGACAAAUUGUAUUCCAUUUUAUAACAUGAUCCAAUAAUGAAUUUUUUACAAAGUUAUGCUUUAAAUUAAUUAAAUUAAUUAAUUCAGUAGAGCCAAUUUUUGGUGAUAUUCAAUGUUACAGUUAAAUGUUGAAAUGUAUAAAUGUCUGGUCCUCGUUAAAAUAACCGACAAGAGGCCACGUUUCACCAUUUUCGCCUCUUUCGCUUGCUUUAAAGGGGACACUCGUCAUAGACAAUAAACUAAUCGGUGAAUGGCUAUAAUUUUGUAGUUUUUACUACAAUAACCCUUCGUUGUUGUUACGUUACAUUUUUUAUGUACACUUGAUUUAUCAAAAUAGAGUGUUUUAACGACAA